Messenger RNA from Aspergillus sclerotioniger CBS 115572, 1230 nucleotides. Its product is annotated as SGNH/GDSL hydrolase family protein. NCBI's taxonomy places the organism in Eukaryota, Fungi, Ascomycota, Eurotiomycetes, Eurotiales, Aspergillaceae. The coding region runs from base 25 to 1224 and encodes 399 amino acids. The transcript has 4 exons. The record is from RefSeq and is a predicted model, not a curated record.
UCCAUCUCACCUGAAACCUCAUCUAUGCACUGGGUCGACAUCUGGACAGCGAUGCCCCAACUGACAGAAUCUGCCAAUCUGCCUCCAGCACCUUUUAACUCCACCCCCUCCAUCUUCCCCAACACAACUCUCCGUCAAACCCUCCGCCUGACGCAACCGGCGUCGACCAUCCGCCUCCGUCUCUCCAACGCCUUCGGGACCACCGACCUCCCCAUAACAACUGUCAGCAUAGCCAUCCCCCCAAACAAUACCCUUGGGAGCUCCACCAUAAUCCCUGACACCAUCACCCCACUCUCCUUCGACGGGGAAUCCUCGAUUCUUAUUCCGCCAGGUAGCCUGGCCGUCACGGACCCAAUCACACUACCACAGGGCGCGAAGACCACCCUCACAGUGGACAUAUAUCUCGCAACAGGACAGACAGGGGAAGCGAUUACCUCGCAUCCGGGAAGUCGUACAACCUCGUGGAUGACAUUUGGCGAGAUGGUUGGCGCGGAAGAAUUGACCGAGACUGACCUGGCGGAUGUUGAGCAUUGGUACUUCAUAUCCGCCAUCGAAGCCCUCCUCCCACUUCCCUAUCACAGCUGCGCCAUCCUAGGCGACAGUAUCACUGACGGAAGAGGGAGUGACACGAACGAGAAUAAUCGCUGGCCCGACCUCCUCCUCCCUGUCCUUCAUCAAAACACAACCACAAAAUAUAUUUCCCUCCUCAACCAAGCCGCCGGCGGAAAUCGUAUCCUCCACGACGGUCUCGGACCUAACCUCCUUUCCCGGAUCGACCGGGACGUCCUCGCUCAUUCUGCCGUAACUCACACCAUAGUCUUCGAGGGAGUAAACGAUAUCGGCACCGCGUCUAACGAUUCCUAUACUCAACACAUCACCGGAGACAGGAUCAUCCGCGCUUAUCAACAAAUAGUGACGAGGUUACAUGCCGCGGGGAUAAAGGUAUUCGGGGCGACGAUCACGCCGUUUGGAACGCCGGAGAAUGCAACUGUUGUGCAGACGUAUUCGGAUCCUGAGAGGGAGAGGACGAGACAGAGGGUGAAUGGGUGGAUCAGGGAUAGUGGGGGGUUUGAUGGGAUAGUGGACUUUGAUGCGAUGGUCAGGAGUGAUACGGAUGGGAGUGUGUUGAAGAGUGAGUAUGAUUCAGGGGAUCAUCUGCAUUUGAAUCCGAGAGGGUAUGAGGCUAUGGCGAGGGGGUUUCCGGUGGAUUUGUUUGUGGAGUAGGGGUGU